GCUUUCGGUAAUGAACCAGAGGCCAGCAUCAGAAGUUCCUUCACCGACUCAACAUUUAAAGUUGGUUCAUCCACCAACAGUUUAAAGGCACCGAUAUCUGGCAUUCGGAUCUCAAGCUCCAUCCUCAAGGCAUCAGCCAUGCAAUCAUCGCUCUUCCAAAGAUCAAACUUCCCACCUGCCUCCUCGAGCUAUUUGAUGAGUUCAAAUUCAAGCACAGAUUCAACCAACAACGACACCAACGACAAAGACAGUUCUACAUUUAAAGACACUGAUCUGAACGAAACCAUCAGUUCAGGAAUUCAAGCCACGCCAGUCCAAAGUAACAUCAGUGAAGGGGGUAGUGAUGCAAAAGGGGCAACUUCAAUGAGUACUGUAAGAUUUUCAAUGGCUCAAAAUAGGCCGUGCAUAGGUAAUAUAUUUUUAAGUCUUCUAAGGGAUGGAUUUUCUAUUAUAUAUUCUGUCUUUAAAUUUUUUUCAAACUUUUGUUCCAUUAACCCCACUCCCACAAAAAAAAAGUUAAAACUAAGUGUAGGAUUAACUUUGUGCAAAAGAAACCUCAUAAGUUUUUAUUCUCAUAUCACUUUGUUUGUUCUCUAAGACAUAAUGAGAUGGAAAAAUUUGCUUCAGUGUUACUUAAAAAGUUGGAAGAGUUUUACGCAUUUUUUUUUGAGCCAACAUAUAUACUGAUGCUUUUUUUUUAAAGCGAGUUAGCAGCUUUGAAUGAGCUUACGUUAGCAAGCAUAGUUUAGGCGUAGAGCCCACCCAUAAGAGCACUUGAUUAUUACGUUGGAAUGAUUGUAUAUUCUUUGAUUCGGUGCCGAGAAUGAACCGUGUUCAGUUUACCAUGUGUAUGUGCAAAGAACACAGCUAUCAGGGUGUUAGCCAUACAUAGAAAAAGCUUAGUGGGAUAUCUAACAAUGAGAAGGGACGGGGCGUAAUGUUUUUUCAAGAAUUUUGUGUAACUUUGCUGAUCUCUGAUAUACCAACCCUACCCAUCACCCCAGCCCCCCUCCCCCCCCCUAAAUAAAUGAUCACAUUAUAUAAAACAAAAGCCUUCACAUAAUAUUGUUGACAAGAUUUUCAUGCAAUAAAAGAAUACGUAGAAUUUUGUGUCCCGUCGGAAAUGUAACAACAUUUGGGGUCUACACAAGACAGGAUACAUAGAUGGAUGCAAAACGACAGAGGGGAGAGGAAGGAGUAAACCCAAAACAUAGUGGAAAAUGGCUCAAGGAAAUAACUGUAGGACAGACCUAUAUAAAAGACCUAUAGGAUAUACCUAUAAAACAUUCCCAUCUGACAGACAUAUAGGACAGAUCUAUAUGUUGAGAUGGAUAGACAAUGCAGUAUAUAAACAAUAGCUUUGGAAUCCAAGACAAGAAAUAAGUCAGUGCUGAGUAGACCAAAGCACUCCACAGGCAUUAGCGCCACAGCAAUGGAUGGAUCGUGUAUCCUAACUGAGAGGUGGAUGGGGAAAAGUGGGAACUAAGAUCAGGCCACCAACUCAUUGCAUCAUUUAAACCAAAAUACUGAAAAAACAUAAUAUAAACACAAUAUAAACAGAUUAAAUGUCAACCAUAACUAUACCAUUUUGUGAUCAGCAAUUAUCAUCAAUCUAUUAUACAUUAACCAUAUAUGCAAUGUCCAUGGACAUUGUAUCUCAUAACUCAUGACUGUCGUGGUUAUUUUAAUGUUUUUUAAUUGUUUUUUUUUUAAAAAUAAUUUUUCAAAAUUUAAUUUAUUUCAAGAACACCCAAAAAUGUAUGUGAUCCUUAAGAAUGACCUCAAUGAAAAACAAAUCUACAUUUACGAGGAAUGCAAGUUUGAGAUCUCUUUCGACCACCGCGGGCUUCUCAAAAUCGCCUUCUGUCUGCCCGACGUCCAGCUAGACGGAGGAGUCUCCGUGGAGGUGAAUAACAGGAUGAUACCAGUCGAUGACCACCGCGGUACGCCUCUGUGUUAGCGAAGGAAUGCGUAUGAAAACUUAAUAUUAACAUGGCCUUUAUAAACCAGAGGAGAAACCCUAACUAUACAUAGAACCAGAGGCGUAGCGAAGGGGUACAAGGGGGGACAGAUAUCCCAGGGGCCAGCUUGUUAGGGGCGCCAAAAAGUGCUUUGUUAUUAUUUUAUUGAUGAAAAUAAUGGGUUUGAGAGUUGAAAAAAAGAAAAAGGUGCGCUUUAAAAUGGAUCUUGUCCCCGGGCGCGAAUCUUGUCCCCGGGCGCCAAACACCCUCGCUACGCCUCUGCAUAGACUGCGACACAUUCACAAAAUUGUGCCAAGAACAUACAUCUAUUAUGUAAUGUUGACAGACUCGCUAUACUCUGUCAACAACAGGAACAUAUUAUGUAAUUUUUGACUGACUGCCAAAUAUUUUCCAAAAACACGAAUCUAUUAUGUAAUGAUGAAAGACUCACUAUGAUGUGUCAACUACACACUUUAUUGUGCAAACUAUACAAAUCUAUCACUUAAUGUUGACAGACUCACUUUAUUGUGCCAAUUACACAAAUCUAUUACUUAACGUUGACAGACUCACUAUAUUGUGCCAACUUCACAAAUCUAUUACUUAACGUUGACAGACUCACUUUAUUGUGCCAACUUUACAAAUUUAUUACUUAAUGUUGACAGACUCACUUUAUUGUGCCAACUACACAAAUCUAUUACUUAACGUUGACAGACUCACUUUGUUGUGCCAACUACACAAAUCUAUUACUUAACGUUGACAGACUCACUUUGUUGUGGCAACAGAACGAAUCUGUUAUGCAAUGAGGGUACUAGAUUAUGAGCGAUACAUAAGCUCUUUGUUUUCUUUCUGUUUUUUCUCCUUCAUUGUUGUGUCAUUGUUAUUAUGUUUAGUCUUAUUUGCGUCAUAUCUGAAAGUCUUCAUGUCUUACUGUAUCUUCCUGCCUAUCUGUCUACCUGCAUAUUUAUAUGUAUACCUGUCUAUAUUCAUGUUUGCCCUGCCAAUCGCUAUACAUGCAUGUCUAUCUUCAUGUCUGCCCUGCCAAUCGCUGUACAUGCCUGUCUAUCUUUAUCUUGGAGAAGAAAACCUGCGUUCAAACAAAAAUCCAAAACUGUUCUCACUCAAGAACUCAAGAGUUAUUCAUACCGCACACUGACACGGCGAAUGUCUCGCUACAGGAACAACGGAAAACUCAAACAAGCAUUUCAAAGGCUGAAGGAAAUGUAUGUGAUGAAUGUAAAAAAAAACAACAAAUUUCCAUUUAUGUAGAUCAAUAAAAAUAUCUCAUCUUAUCUGAAUGAAUACCCGUCUUUCUGUAUCUCCUGCCUAUCUGUAUGUCUGCUUGUCUGUUUGUCUGUGUGGAUUUCGAUCUUUUCGCACGUUCUUAAAGUCCACCUCUUUGUCUAUCUACACUCCGACCAACCAAAAUAAGUCAAGAACUACAUAAGAAGAGAAUUUACUUUAAAGUUGUUUUUCCUUUAUUUUAAAAUUGGUCCCAUUCCCCCGCCCCCAUUUUAUGAAAAAAUAACUCGAAUAUCCCUCUAAAUCCCUCUUUUAAAAGAGACAUAUAAGCAUCGACAGACCACAUAAGUAUAUCACACCCUUAAAUUUAUACAUCAGACCUAUGACACGUUUUUACUUGCUUCAAUAUUUUUAUUUAUAUAUAUAUAUAUAGAUUCGCCAGCAAAGGUCAAACAAGACGCAGGCUAUUUAUAGAUACGCCAGCGUGUGGUUCAAUAAUGAGUUCACUAGCGCGUAAAAUAUAAUUCCCGAUAACUAAGCAAUAUAUGAUAUAUAUUUUUUUUAGUAACGCAAUUGCGUUUGGUGCGUAACAUUUUUUUUUUCGGAAAUGAAAUCGUCUCAAAUUAAGUAUUUUUUAAAAAAUAUUCUGUUUAAAAGUGGUUGGGACAUUAGAAUAUUAAUAUAGUUCUUGGGCGUGAAAUAAAAAGUGUGCAGUGACGUAUCAUGGGCGGGGAGGGGGGGGAGGGUUUAGCACAUAUUUGGGAUUCUUUUAAAUGUGCGUUACUUGAGUUCAUGUUUUGUCAAGUAACUUUACCAGAUGGGAAGUACACACAUUGCUGUCGCCAAUGUUUGGCGGGCUAUAUCUAGUUAUUCAUAUUAUAUAUAUAUUUUUUAUAAAUAUACCAUUAAUUCUAUUUUGCGUUCGAGUGCUGCUUCUUAAUUAAAUCCCCAGCCGGAUGCACGCGGUUUAUGCUGUGGGAGAAGAAUUUUGAUUCAGGAGAAAAAGAUCGGC
Lymnaea stagnalis (great pond snail) is the source of this 4212-nucleotide messenger RNA. The record is from the annotation of a GenBank genome assembly. Lineage: Eukaryota; Metazoa; Mollusca; Gastropoda; Lymnaeidae.